Molecule: messenger RNA, 808 nt
Organism: Toxorhynchites rutilus septentrionalis
Lineage: Eukaryota; Metazoa; Arthropoda; Insecta; Diptera; Culicidae
Exons: 2
Coding region: 87-560 (157 amino acids)
Biological process (GO): embryonic morphogenesis
Cellular component (GO): tRNA-splicing ligase complex
Source: RefSeq, a predicted model, not a curated record
UUGGACAAACAUAAACAAAACACGGACGAAGCCGGUUGGUGGCGGAUUAAAACGAGAUUCACGCAGAAAUUAUCUGCAUCUGUGAUAUGGAAAUGGAUAUUUUGCAUCCACAUUUGCUUAGUAAGCAACAAUUGCUGGAUAUCUUUCACCAGCGUCAUUUCACGAUUCCCCGACUGGACGAAUUGAGCAGAGAUGAGCUGAUCUGUUUGUACACGAAACAUCUACUGCCGCUGCCGCGGCGGUCAACCACAAGUGCAAACUCAACCAGCAAUGAUGUGGACAUGGAUGAGGCUUCCCCAAACAAAUCGGAAACUAGGCGAACGGCCAAUGUUAGACCAAGGAUUGUAUACUCCGAUGAAAGUCCGAUGGACAAUGUCCGCCAUGGAGUGAAGCGGAUCAGAUUGGUCCACUCAAGUAGUAGUAGUAACGAUGCCAACUCCUCUGGAACGUCCUUCGCUGUUAAACGAUCGCCCGAAGUCACCAGCAGCGGAAGUACAAACAAAACUGUCUUCGAAACAGCUGCAACACCUAGUAAAAGAAAGAAGAUUACGUGGCCGUAAACGCAAUGAGAGAAAAUGUUUUACGAUAAGGUCGAAUUCGAAUUUAGCUCCAACCUAGGUUCGCAUAAAUUCGAACCUAACUGUUGUCUAAACGUUUUUUGACGUAGGAUUACGUCUUUCGGCAACAUAUUGGGGUACAAAUUGAAAAUCGAAAAUCGAGCACAUCGUGAAAAUUGUCCAAUGUCAAACACUUAUUGCUCACUCAUUUCAUGAUGGAUUGAUGAAAAUAAUAUAUGUCAUGAAACUAA